AUGUUACGUACACAGGCGUUUGUAACUGUUCGAUCCUAUGUGAUGCAUAGGAAUGGCUCUACCAAGAUCAUAAACACAGUAACAAAGAAAAAUGUUGCGAAGGUGGAGAAAUUAUGCCAUGUUUUUCAAGUCGAUCAUAAUGAUGAUGGAGGAAAGAUACGCUUGCCGACUAAAGAGUUAACCAAACUGCUGUACACUACAAACCGGGAUUUGCAGGUCCAAGUAACUAUAAGUGGGGACACCAGUACGAAUAAUGAUUUUCGAACCAGCAAUGAGAUUCUACAAAAAUUAGGCGAGCAAUUAAUCAACCUGGAAAUCAACAAGUUGCUGACAAUAACGUUUACAAACUUUAAUCAGUUUAAUGUAAUGAACAAGAAUUUCAACUACAUUCACAAUUUGGAACGACGUCGAAUAGUGAAUUCAAGCUCCAUAAGUUGGCUAAUUAACGAUUCCUUGAAAAUCAAUCAACUGGCCCAUUUGCGAAUACCCGUUAAGCUACCCAAGGAAAUGGGACUGAAUUCCAGUUCAAAAGAUUUCCAGAACCUAAAUGAUUGGAAGGUGAUAUUAUCGUUUGUCGGUUAUCUGAAACUAUUAGACAAUAAGAACAAUAGCAAAAUGUUUGUUGAUUCAAUUAUAAAAAUUAUAUGUUUACCUCUGAUCAAUUUCCAUUUGGGUAAUUUAUAG
Messenger RNA from Saccharomyces eubayanus, 684 nucleotides. RefSeq names its product Cbs1p (gene CBS1). The coding region runs from base 1 to 684 and encodes 227 amino acids. The transcript has a single exon. The record is from RefSeq and is a predicted model, not a curated record. Lineage: Eukaryota; Fungi; Ascomycota; Saccharomycetes; Saccharomycetales; Saccharomycetaceae.